This is a messenger RNA of Anopheles bellator, 2350 nucleotides long. RefSeq names its product venom serine protease 34-like. Gene Ontology annotation, molecular function: serine-type endopeptidase activity. Gene Ontology annotation, biological process: proteolysis. The record is from RefSeq and is a predicted model, not a curated record. The transcript has 7 exons. Lineage: Eukaryota; Metazoa; Arthropoda; Insecta; Diptera; Culicidae. Bases 113 to 2350 code for a protein of 745 amino acids.
CGUAACGCUGAACUCUCCGUUCUAUCCGGCCAACUAUCCUCCCGGCAGUUCUUGCCGGUUCGUGGUCCGUGCCCCGGAAGGCUACGUUAUCCAGGCGACGUGCACGGUCAGCAUGCCCAGUUCCAACGGGGACGGUUCUUGCUCCACGGAUUUCCUGUAUGUCUCCACCGAAGGUUUCACGUCACCGGUGGGAAGCGAAUUUUUCUGUGGCCGCGGUUCCGUCACCCGUCGGUCACUGUUCAACAAAUUGACCAUCUCGUACAUUUCGGCCGGGUCGACCGAUUCCGGUUCCUUCACGUGCCGGCUGGUCGUGCAGCAGGCACCGUGUGACUGUGGAUGGUCCAGAACGGCCAAGAUUGUCGGUGGGGUGGAAGCCGCCGUGAACGAGUUCACGUCGAUGGUGGGCCUGCUAGACCCGGCGACAGCGAACGUGUUUUGUUCCGGAGUUAUCGUCAGCUCCCGGUACAUUCUGAGUGCGGCGCACUGCGGCCAAGCCGUUCCGGACGUCAGCCGGGUUUCGGCGCUGGUCGGUGACCACGAUUACCGCAACGGGCUGGAAACGCCCUACUCGGCAAUCUACAAUAUCGAACAGAUUAUCGUCCACGAGGCGUAUGACGAGCGGACACGCGAUAACGACGUAUCGCUACUGCGAACGGCAUCCGCCAUCGACUGGAAUCGAGCCGUUGGCCCCGUCUGUUUGCCGAUCCUCUACCAGACCUACAGUUUCGCCGGCCUAUCGGUGGACCUGGCGGGCUGGGGCACGACCAGUUUCGGGGGGCCGAUGAGCAUGGUGCUCCGGAAGGCCACAGUGCAGGUUCUGGCAAAUAGCGACUGCUCCGCGCCGUACCUGAACGAUCUGAAGCUGUGUACGUUCGCGGCGGGGCGGGACUCGUGCCAGUACGAUUCGGGGGGUCCUUUGUAUCUGCGGGGGGCGCAGAGGAUGUAUACGAUCGGUAUCAUCAGCUACGGGUCGGCUUGCGCCGGAACGACGCCAUCCGUGAACACGCGCGUAACGAACCAGCUGAACUGGAUUCGCCGACAAACGCCAAACACCGAGUACUUGUGCAAAAUACGAGGGCGCCACGUUAGUCGUGUGAUGGGUCGUGACGCGAUGAUUCUUAAAUUGGUGGGCUUCGUCGUCGUGUUGGCUGCGCUGGUCAGCCGGGUCCACGGUCAGUGCUCGUUUACGCUGGACAUGAAAUUUGGCUCCACAUACCAGAUGGUGUCACCGGGUUAUCCGUCCAACUACCCACCGAACGUUCAGUGCACGUACGUGAUCCGCGCCCCGUACGGCUACCGGAUCGCCCUCGACUGUCCCACGUUUCUGAUCCCGAGCGUAAGGCCUACCGUUGGGUUUCGUGGUCUCACAAGAAGUAACGUUCAUCUCCUACAACAGAGCACCAACUGCCAGCUGGACUCGCUGAAGAUCUCGCGAACCGGCCAGAUGGACCUUGGCGACGCGUACACCUACUGUGGACUGGGCACGUUGCAGGAGAAAUCGGUCGCCAACAGGAUGACGAUCCGGCUAACGUCCGCCGCGACCAGCUACGGCGGUAAGUACUCCUGUACGCUCAGCAUCCCGGAGCAGAGCUGCGAGUGUGGCCGGAAGAAAAUGCGACGCAUCGUGAACGGCGUGGAAACGGCGGUGAACGAGUUCCCGAUGAUGGCCGCCCUGAUCGAUGUGAAAACGAAAACUAUCAUUUGCGGUGCCACUAUCAUUGCCAAUAAUUAUGCCCUCACGGCGGCGCACUGUUUGCUGCAGCGAACCACCAACGACACGGUGCUGCUGGUGGGCGAUCACAAUAUCAAAACCGGGGCCGACACACCGUACGCGCAGGUCUACGUCGUCGCGCAGCUGCUGGGCCACCCCGGGUUCACCAUGAACCCGUCCCGGAACGACGUGGCGCUGGUGCGUACCGAGCAGCCGAUUCAGUACAACGUAGCCGUGGGGCCGGCCUGCCUUCCGUGGCGCUACACGAGUCAGUCGUUCGAUGGGGCCAUCGUUGAGGCCACCGGCUGGGGGGACCUAGACUUCGGGGGCCCUCGGACGGACGCACUGCAGAAAGUGAACCUGACGGUCAUCAGCAACAGCCAGUGCUCGCAGCGGCUCUCGACCACGGUCCCGUAUCAGCUGCUCUGCACCUUCGCACCCGAACGGGACACGUGUCAGGCCGACUCCGGGGGGCCAUUGUUCUACACAAACCCGUCGACCGGGCUGCUGUACAACGUGGGUCUGGUGAGCUUCGGGUUCGCCUGUGCCACCGACAAACCGAGCGUUAAUACCAGGGUCACCGAGUUCCUGGACUGGAUUAUGGUCAACAGCCCGGCAACGUUUUACUGCUUCCACUGA